This is a messenger RNA of Haemonchus placei, 597 nucleotides long. NCBI's taxonomy places the organism in Eukaryota, Metazoa, Nematoda, Chromadorea, Rhabditida, Trichostrongylidae. The record is from the annotation of a GenBank genome assembly.
AUGAGAACUGCUCUACUUCUUCUUGCGAUCAUUUCAACAGUGGCCUGUGAAACCUCUGAGGAAUCGUUGCAUAUCGCGGAACCUCUCAAUGGAUGGAUGCGAGGUAUCCGGAUUACGAUACCGCAUGUGAAGAAAGAUGAGGAGAAGGAAACACACAUUAUCACGCCUAAGAUAACUUCAGGAAGGGAGGAGAAGGAAACAUUUAUCAUCAAGCCUACGAGACCUUUACAAAAGAACGAGAAGGAUGCCUUCGAAGGAAUGCCGCUUAGAGGAUCGUUAUGGAGAGCGUUGAAAAAGAUGUCUUCAUUGAAGAGAGAUCUUGUCAAGGCAAAAUGGGAGAUACUCGGCAGAUUGCGUGCAAACGAAGCUCAAAUUACUGAGAUUCAUGAUUUGCUAGAAAAUGCCAUGAAGAAGGUUGCAGAAAUGCCUCUCAAUAGAUGGGUCGAACCAUACCGUGCUGCAGAAAAGAAACGAAGGAAAGGAUUCAAGCGAAGAGAAGGAGACGAGCUUCAAUUGAUGCUCUUCCGGCUCGUUCUACAAGCGAACAACACGAUUUGCCCAAUUGAAGUUAUUGAGCGGGCCAAUAAAGCAUUCUGA